This is a messenger RNA of Sinocyclocheilus rhinocerous, 6959 nucleotides long. It is a transcript of the gene rfx7b, whose product is annotated as regulatory factor X7b. Bases 332 to 4966 code for a protein of 1544 amino acids. The record is from RefSeq and is a predicted model, not a curated record. The transcript has 10 exons. Lineage: Eukaryota; Metazoa; Chordata; Actinopteri; Cypriniformes; Cyprinidae. Gene Ontology annotation, biological process: regulation of transcription by RNA polymerase II. Gene Ontology annotation, molecular function: RNA polymerase II cis-regulatory region sequence-specific DNA binding; DNA-binding transcription factor activity, RNA polymerase II-specific.
AAAGUGUGGCUAGGGUUCACACUCGAGCGCACGCACGCACACACACACACACACUCACACGUGCGCAUGCGCAGUCUCCGCCUGCAGCUCGGUCCGUGGCGGCUGCUGCUGCUGCUGUUUCUGUCCGCCGCACCGAGAAUCUCCGUGUUUUUCCGCUGCGUUCUCACCCGUCGCCGUUUAUGCGUCCGAACCCGAGCGCCGGGCCCGUGCUGCUCGGUCCGUACUCCCGGUAAAAGGCUCUUCUGACCUCGGCUCCGGGCGUUAUGCGCUCAAAUGAGGCCUACAUGCUGAAGCUGUCCUCCUCUUCCUCUUCCUCCUCCUCCUCCCAUGCAUGAAUCUCACCGUGAUGGCUGAUGAUCAACAACAACAGCCCGGUGCUCCCGGAGCGUCCCUGCAGAGCCCCGAGGCGACGGCGCUGCAGUACAACAAGAUCAAGAAUUCAGUUUGCAAAUCUGUACAAUCAAAAGUGGAGAGUAUAUUGCAAGAUGUUGAGAAGUUUACAGAUAUUGAAAAGCUCUACCUCUACCUUAAGUUGCCUUCUGGUCCCAGUAGUGGCAAUGAAAAAAGAACUGAAAAUCAGAGGGGCUCUGGAAGUCCUGCGAUAUGUGACCAGAACUCCAUGACGUCGAGCCGAACUCAACAGAUGUACGCAUUCAACUGGAUCCGAAAUCACUUGGAAGAGCACCCGGAAACCUCACUGCCAAAACAAGAGGUGUACGAUGAAUACAAGAGUUAUUGCGACAAUCUGGGCUACCAUCCUUUAAGCGCAGCUGAUUUCGGAAAGAUCAUGAAAAACGUUUUUCCGAACAUGAAGGCACGCCGUUUGGGCAUGAGGGGGAAAUCAAAGUACUGCUACAGCGGGCUGAGAAAAAAAGCAUUUGUGCACAUGCCGUCACUCCCUAACCUGGACUUGCACAAAUCAGGAGAUGGGUGUGAGUUGUUGGAGUCGACUGGACAGUCUCCCAGUGCUGAGGAUGAGAUGCGUUCGGCAGCUUGCGGUCUGGUCUGCGAAUGGGCUCAGAAGGUUUUGAGUCGCCAGUUUGACAGUGUGGAGGAACUGGCACGCUUUCUUCUCAACAGUCAUUAUAUAGGCACUAAGUCCAUGGCAGCUCUGACUGUUAUGACUGGAACCCCAACAGGUAUGAAAACCCCUACGCCUGCCUCUGCCUUUGUGCCAACUGGUGAAGCCAACUCAUUCCAGCCCCAAGUGAAGACCCUCCCUUCGCCUUGUGUAGACGCCAAACAGCAGCUGCAGCGGAAGAUCCAGAAGAAACAGCAGGAGCAGAAGCUCACCUCUCCUUUGCCCACUGAUGCCCAGGCCAGAAGGGCAGAGGCGGGCACACCUGGCCCUGGAUCCAGCCUGACCUCUGGAAGUCCUGCACUACUAUCCCCUCAACAAACCAUAGGCAUUGUGGUUACUGCUGUUCCAAGUCCUAUUACAGUUCAGAGAAACAGGCAACUAAUGACCUCUCCAAGUCCUGUUGGGGCAGCAGAGGGAAAAGUUGUACCUGUUAACUUCCAGGUUGUGACACAACCUAUUAAGCAGUCUCCAAAAACACCCCAAAAUAUCCCUGCCAGCCCAGUCGGUGACAGGUUGGCUAGACACCGAUAUGCUCAGAUUUUACCUAAACCAUCGGCCACAAGCGCCAUUGCCCUUCGCUCAACCCCAACGCUCCUCAUCACCAACAGUCCCAUCAAGACGGUGAUGCCCACAUCCCACGUUAGCUCUGUAAAUGUGGUCAAGAUGACUGCAAUUUCAUUAGCUCCUAACAGUAGCAGUAGUAGUAGUACUCCUACCCCGUUGCGACCUGCUUCAGUGGGUGUCAGUAGCACAGCUUCCCUGGAAGAAUCUAGCCAAACCCAUCAAGGUCAGAAUGGGGCAUCUGUCAUGUCUCUUCAGUCAUCUGGGAAAGCUGGACGUCCCUUCACGACCCUAACCCCAUCAGCGUCCACUUUUACUAAUGAAAUAAAAGUGACAUUUGAAGCUGUGAAUGACAGUAACUCAGCUACUGCUGUUGAUAAACAAAACACUGUAUCAGGGGCAAGUACAGGACUAAAGAAUGAAAGAGCCACUAAAUUCAGGGCUUCCAGUGAACCCUCUCUUUUUAUUAAGGCGUCUCCUAUGCCUGAGAGAGUGGCAAGGGCCAAGAGUGACUCUACAACCCCUUCAAGUACAAUCAUGGGGGCUCUUGCCCCGAGCAGCAAUAACAACAACGAUCAACCAGAAAGUACUUUGUAUUUAACUGUUACUAGCCAGAAUUUAGACGCCGAAUUGUCAUCCAUUUGUGCGGUGGCAACUGCAAGCACUUCUUCUAAAGAUGCUGGCCUCGGUCCAAAAAGCCUUCGAAAACGCUCUGCAUCUGUUUUGGAAACCCAUACAAUCCCAGUUAAAAGAGUAUUCAUUUCCCAGCAACCUUUGGAUGUUAGCAGCAAUACCAAGCCUGGUAUUGUAAUAGCAGCUAAGACGAUUCAGAGACCUGGCACCCCAGCAAGACCAGAGAGCGCUCCAUGCAAAGUUACACUAAAACAGAGUAGCUCUCUUCCGACUCAAAUCUUGGCUCUUUCUGACACCCGCAUUGGAGCCCUGGGCACCUCUCAGACUGUUAAUCCUCAGAGCUCUUCACAAAUCGAGAAUGAAGUUGCUGAUAUUAGCCCGAAUGAAACUGCUUCUGGUAAUAGCACAGCUUUACUGCAACAAAUUCCAAGACACCAACAAAUCAGCAGUGACGUUUUUCAGGAGGUAUCUGCUGUAAGGGAGCUCAAGAGUUCGCUGCAAGACUACUCGCAACAGAUGCAAACAGAACACAAGCAGAUUGCAACUAAUCCGUUACCAUUGAUGGCCCAGGCAACUGAGACCACCAGUCAGCUCACUCUUCAGCAGGACAUUGUUGAUUUUGCAGGAGCCCAAGCAAGCAUGGACUAUUUCCCCUUCAAUGAUGAUGAUAUGACCCAGGACAGUAUUGUAGAAGAGCUUGUACAGAUGGAGGAACAGAUGAAGCUGAAUAGCUGCUUGCAAUCCUACCUGAGUUGUGUUGAUAUAUCCCUACAAGGUCAAGCCACAGUUGGCCAAGGAACAAUCCUGUCACCCCAUCAGACAAGUACACAGUUCUAUCAUUCUUCCCAUAGUAGCGCCACUCCAAUCCACACGCCAACUCCGACGCCCACACCGACACCAACACCUACUCCAACUCCUACCUCCGAGAUGCUACCAGGGGGGCUUAGCUUGACCAGAGAAAGCCCUUGUUCUCGAAUGGCACCUGUUACCCCAGUGGAUAGCAUCUUAGGUGGGCGCCAUACACCCAUCAGCACUCCACUGUCAAACUGCAGCAGCAGUGUUCCUCCAAGUCCCAUUGAAUGCCGCAAUCCCUUUGCGUUCACUCCUAUAAACUCCAGUAUAACUGGAUAUCACGAUGGUAGCGUUGUGUCCAGCAGUCCAGUGAAACCCAUGCAAAGGCCAAUGGCCACCCACCCAGAUAAAGCCAAGCUGGAGUGGAUCAACAACAGGUACAACAGCACCGCAGGAUCUCCCGUUAUCUCCACCAACUCCACCAUUGGUUUCCUGCCCAGUUACCAGGAUCUGGUCGAGGACCACUUCCGUAAACCACACGCUUUUGCCAUCCCAGGUCAAUCUUUCCAGUCUCAGUCAAGGCAUCAGGAUGUAAACUUGGGAAGUUUGACAACCGUUUCCCCAGUGCAACAAGGACAGCAAACCACCCUUAGUAGCAAGCAAGAAAGUUUUGCCGUCCCAGCUCCGUUGGACAACAAAGGGGCAGGAAACGCAUCUGGAGGAGGAACCUUCAGGUGUCGCAGCGUUAGCCCGGCAGUUCGCCAGCGUAACCUUAGUGGCACCACUGCACAAACAGUCAUCACCCCACGGUCUGUUGUUUCUCCCUUUAAUUGCCCCCUGACAUCUGAGGUCCUGAACAUUUUGUCCAACAACCAGUCUGUUGUCAGUGCCAGCAGCUUGGCCCAGAGGAGCCAGUCAGUUCCACUAAACAUCAUGAUGCAGUCUGAGCUGCUGCCCAUCAGUCACCAGGUGCAGCAAAGCAAUAGUGCUAAGAUCACCACUGUGCUCCUUAGCAAGAUGGACACAGAUGGAGAUGAUGCAGUGCGAGGGCUAGGUGUAAAUAACCUGCCCGCCAAUUACACAGCACGGAUGAACUUAACCCAAAUCCUGGAGACAACACAGGGCUUCUCCAGAGGCCCCAACUCUCAGAACCAGCAGCUGCCUCUGGACUCAAGCCCUUCGCCCUUUGACUUCCAGAAGACGGGUUACCUCAUAAGCACGGGGGAGGAGCAAGUCACCUUCUCCUGUGGUGACAGUCAAGCACAAUCAGGCUCUGGACUGCAACAGCCGGAAGAGCAGCUUCAGCUCCAAGAACCACAGUUGGAGCUGCAAAACCACCAACUACAGCUCCAGAAUCAACAACUGCAACUUCCAGCUCAGCAAUUACAACUCCAAGACCAACAGCUCCAACUUCAAGACCCACAGUUGCAACUCCAGGACCAACAGUUGCAGUUGCCGGACCAACAACCAUUACAGGAUGACCCAGAUCUCAGCCAGCAGCACUUGUUGCCCCAAACCUCGCAGCAAGUUGUGAAUCAGGAGCAGCAAGAGCAGCUGGACUUCAACACUACCGUCAAGGAUCUCUUAGGGGAGGACAGCCUCAAUCCCAGUUCGCAACUCGUCGGACAAGUGGCGUCAGAACUCAGUGCUGUCGCCUCUGAGUUUUCCAGCGAUAUGCGGUUGACUUCUGACCUUUCGAGUAGCAUUACCGACCUGAACACUUUGGACCCCAACUUGCUGUUUGACCCCAGUCAGCAGCAGGACCAAUAUGAAGACGCCACACUGGAAGAACUGAAGAACGAUCCUCUGUUUCAGCAGAUUUGCAGCGAUACUGUGAAUUCUGCUGGUUUCGAUUGGCUGGAGAAUAAAGACCAGCCAACCGUGGAAAUGUUGGGAUAAUAUUAUUUCCUGUUCCUUUAUUGUUGAUGUUGCUGUUGUCGUCGUUGUUUAUAUUUGUGGUUUCUGUUCCGCGUUUUGUUUUUUGUAUUGCACCGUUUUGUGUAUCCUUUACGUACAAAAGUAUUGAAUGACGUGUCUGUGCAGCAAAAAUCUGGACGCAUUGGACUGUCCAGUUUAAAGUGCCAACCUGAGGUAAAUCUCUUACAGGCAUGUGCUAUAUCUGAAUUUUUUACAGUUGUUUUGUUUGUAUUCUUGUUGUAUGAUUUCAUGGAUCAUUCCAGUCAUUUCUCCCCAUUCAGAAGUCAUUUAUAGUGGACGGUCAGAUAUUUCCUCUGGUUCCAGCUGGUAGUAAAGUACGUUCAGUAUAAUGAGACAUCACCUGGUGCACAAGCAUAUCCCUCUUUUAUAUAUUUCCUUCCUCUAAAACCAUAGUGGAUAUUGAGAACCUGCAUGCAAAAUUUGCUCUUGUAUUUCAACGAAAUGCAAUAUUCCAAGUGACGAAUCGUUGACUUUGGGGAAACACCCUUUCUAGACAGUUGUCUAAGCAUCCAAUAAUGUGGCUUUGUGAGUUUGAUAGGAGACCAAAAGAUUGCAAAAGAGUGCCCCCAAAUACCGUAAGUACAGCAGAGGUGAAAUAACACAUCUACAUAUCGUAAAUCAGUCAGUUCAAUGAACUGCAAAGAUCUUAGGUGCUACUUGGUGCUGACUUAAAGAAUCGCAUUUACUGUACUUUUCAUCAGCCGUCAUUUGUUUUGUCAAAGUUAUUUUACACAUUUUGGGGGAAAAGGGUAUUUAAGGCCAUAAUACUUACGCUGUUAAAUCCAAACUGUUGGGUAAGGAUGAGACUUUUGGUUUGUUUUAUUCCAGAAAAAUGGGAAGAUAAGACUCGUCUGCCUUAUUUCCAGAGUCUAAGGCCUUAUUCCAUCUCAUUAAAGGCUUCUGAAUUCAAGAAUUUCUUAAAAGAACGAACUUGGUGCACUUGUCGUGAAUUAGCAGUUCUCCAUGUUCAGAUGGUUGCUAGCCAUUUCGUAGGCUUUUUAGCACAUCAUUUCAAACUGGUAGUGAUGAUGGUAUGGUGAUGGCUAGAUAUUCUUACCAACUCGAGAUCAACAGGCAAACCUGUGUAGUUUCUCCAGCCUUAACUCCAUACCAAAGAGCAGCUGAGGAAGAACAAGAGAUUGCGAUCCGUUGAGGUUUCCAUCUUCAAUCGCCUGUCAUCUAAAAGGGAUCUUGACCGUUUUAGUUCGCUUUUACAGUAAGUGAAUUCACAUUUGUGUAAAUUAUGUAUAUGGCGGAUGUAUAAAUGGGGAGCAUGUUGUACAAGUUCACAAAGGCUACAUUUCUAGGCUAGUAGUGCGACAUUUGUAAAAAAGGACAUAGUUGUCAUCAUGAGAUUUCCAUUUUAUCAAGAUGCUAAUGGUGAUGAUUUGUAGGUAGAUUCGAGUGCCCUUAAGAAGAAAAAGCUGAUCAUAACGAGUCCAUAGCCAGCACGAUAUUUCGCUUGUUACGUUUCUGGCUUCCUGUGAUGUGCUAGUAAAUAUUGGGUCUGUAGCUUGCUAAUGUACCAUUUUUCUUAGGAGUUUAUUGGUUCCUGCGUACGCAGAUGUGAUGUGUAAAUGAAGAGAGGAUAUAAUAGCAUGGAUUUAUCAAGAAAAAAAGAAAUUAGAUAAGACUUAAAUAUAAAGUUAAUUUAAUCGUGACAUAGCUAAAUGUUGUGUGCAGAGACGAAUCAAAGGAGCAGACACUGGAAAUGGUUUGAAAACGUUUAUCUUAUUGCACUAAAAGUUGCGUUUUUUUUCCCCGUCGACAAACAACAAUUGGUGCCCGCGUUGUUUUUCUUCUAAAGACAAUAAAUAGAGGAAUUACUCACUCAUGCUCGAAAACGACAAUGAAUAAUUGCCUUGUGUAGCAAUGAGCUCUAAUCUCAGUGAGAUCCGCGUUGUACGACUUCUCGUACCUGAGAAGAAAAUACGAGAUUUAAAAACGACGAGUU